AUGUCCUUGGGCGCAGACGAUUACUGCGCCCGGCUUGAGGGCGGCGAGCUGCCGGUCGAGACGCACAAUCAGCUAUUACGAAUCGUCUUCAUCUACCUGAUCGACUUUGGUAUGUGCGGCGACGACGGGAUACUCAACGUCGUCGACCAGAUAGACGCCCGCGGCUCGUCUUUUGGGCGUAUGCAGGGGAACCACCUCGAGCUCAACCGCACUUUCGAUCUAUUCUACAUCUCCCAGGCAUUAGCCGGCAUUUAUCGCUCACAAUACUAUUCAUCCCACCUGCUUUUGCAGCCGGCGGCCGCCCGCUUUUACCGCCUCCCGGAUCUGCUACGCCUACCGGGUUCGGACGGAGCCAUUGGACACCCGCGCAAUAAGGCCACGGCAACCGGCCAUGUGACAAAACUGCCCCGCCAGGAGGACGGCAGGGGGUGGGAGCCCGAGUACGGGACUGAGGAGACGGUGGCGUUUAUGGCGGCCGUCGCCCGUCAAAGAGACGGUGGACGUGCAGGACGACCGGCAUGCUCCAACGAGUUCAGUUUCGAACUCAAGCAACCCGUGUGGUGUUACGGCAAAACAACAAGGCACCGAGUUCAGCUACCAUACACCCUAGGGAUGGCCACAGUACUUACUACCUAG
Pyricularia oryzae 70-15 is the source of this 636-nucleotide messenger RNA. RefSeq lists its product as uncharacterized. Bases 1 to 636 code for a protein of 211 amino acids. The record is from RefSeq and is a predicted model, not a curated record. Lineage: Eukaryota; Fungi; Ascomycota; Sordariomycetes; Magnaporthales; Pyriculariaceae. The transcript is spliced from 3 exons.